Messenger RNA from Pimephales promelas (fathead minnow), 4525 nucleotides. It is a transcript of the gene nbr1b, whose product is annotated as NBR1 autophagy cargo receptor b. The record is from RefSeq and is a predicted model, not a curated record. Lineage: Eukaryota; Metazoa; Chordata; Actinopteri; Cypriniformes; Leuciscidae. Gene Ontology annotation, biological process: macroautophagy. Gene Ontology annotation, molecular function: ubiquitin binding. Gene Ontology annotation, cellular component: phagophore assembly site.
UGUUUACGUCGCUGAUGUAAACAGAAAGGACCAUUUUGAUCAGAGAAAUCUAGAAGCCAGGGCACAGUAACUCAUCAAAGCCUUUCUGAUUUCACCUAUGCAACGCCUUAAAUAGUACUUGCGCCAUGGACUUCUAUAUCAAUCUGAAGGUGAAUUUCCGAGGGAAUGCGAAGAGUUUCUUGCUGUCUGGCUCAGAGACGAAGAGUUGGGAGUCUAUGGAGGCCAUGGUGAAGAGGUCCUUUGGCCUGUGUAAUUUACAACUGACUUAUUUUGAUGAGGAAAAUGAAGAGGUAUCAAUCAACAGCCAACUGGAAUAUGAAGAAGCCCUGAAGAGUGCAGCACGACAGGGGAACAGAUUACAAAUGAAUGUGUAUGAGACGAGGGGCAGUAGAGCCACAGUUCCAGGGCCGGGCCCCCCACCAGGAUCAGGGGUGGGCUUGGGCCAGGUGAAACCUGGUACUGUUGGAGAGCCCAAGAAGGGAUUCAGGCCUCCUCAGCACUGCCCUACUUUGGCACAAGUGGUGAGUCGCAAAGUUCAGGCAGCAGUCCCAGAGGAAGGAUUGGUAAUUGUAAAUGAACUCAAAGGUGGGAAAGCAGAGGAUAAGACACCUCCAGCUUGGUUCACUUCAUACAUGGAAAAGUUUAAGGACCAGGUGGUUAGGGAGGCAGUAGAGAAGAUUUGUAGGGAGUUCUCUGGACAAUGCUGCAUCCAUAAGCCAGUGGGACCAGAAGCUCAGGUUCCUGAGGUCACUUCAUCCACUCUACCUGGGGCCCCAAGUUCAGCUCCAGCCUGCAGCAGCUGCCGGGGCCAGACCGCAGGCGGCGGAUACCAAUGCAGUGUCUGUACCUCCUGCACUCUGUGUGAGCCUUGUAGCUUUUCACAUGAUCCAAGCCACAACCUUGUGAGAGCCAGAACUCCCCUGUCUAUCCCUGAGCACGGCUCCCCAGCGCCAGACCACAGCAGGUUUUACAGAAGGGGUGACCGGAGCUUUCGCAAGGCCGAGAAGCAGCGCCUUAAAGCGGAGAAGCGUCAGCUCAAGGCGGAGGUGAAGGAGAUCAGGAAGCAGCUGAGGAUGGAGAGGAGAGGGCUGCAGUGGAGCACUGCUGGAGAAGGGAGCUCUUCACCCGUCCUGCUGCAGCCACGUGCCACACAGGCAAACAGUCCAGAUCGUCCUAAACGUCCAUGCCCGCUGGCUGUGCCAGCUAUGACAGCUCUGCUCCUGGAUGAAAACCUGCCUGAUGGAUCACGUCUGCGUCCUGGGACCAAGUUCAUUAAAUACUGGAAAAUGAAGAACAGUGGCAGAGUGUGCUGGGACUCUGAGACCAAGUUGAAGUUCAUGUGGGGAAACCUGGCAGUGGGCUCAGGCGAAAGAUGGCGGGAGGUCGCAGUACCCACUCUACAGCCAGGUCAGGUGGGUGUGGUCAGCGUGGCUCUUUGUGCUCCGACAUUGGAAGGCACCUACACAUCCCAUUGGCGCCUGGCACACAGAGGAGAGCAGUUUGGGCCGCGUGUUUGGUGCAGCAUCGUUGUGGAUCCACAUGCACCUACAGCCAUCUGUGCUGACGGGCUGCUGGUGUCUCCCUGUGUCACCCCUCAGGAGAAGUCUUCCCGCACUCUUGAGAGGGAGGAGAAAUGCCGGGCCUCAAGGGAUCAACUAGUUUUGUCCGUGAACCAGGACUGUGAUCAGGAAUUCUACAUUCCAUCUGUGGAUUUACUCACAGCUCAGGACUUACUGUCUUUUGAACUGCUGGACAUCAACAUUGUGCAGGAGCUGGAGAGCGUGCCCAACAACACUCCUGCAGACAUUACUCCUUGCAUAUCGCCUUUGCCCCAUGAUGGACCUCUUCAGGAGAAGCCAACAUUGGGGCUGAUCCAAGAAGAAACAGAAGCCCAAGGAGUCAGCAGCAUCCUGGAUGUGGCUCAGGGCACAGAGUUAGAGGGAGUCCCAGCACAAGAGAAAGGACAGGAGAGCAUCACUGGACCUCAGUUUGUCAGUCCAUCUGUUAUCCGCUCUCUCACCCUUGAAGUAGCAGAGCAUGGGACCCUGUGUGGGAGAUUCCCAGCUAAAGUGGUGCGCCCAGCCCCCCAAGGUUCAAUGUCACUUUGUGAGAGGAAAUCAGAAAAAGUUCCAGAAACAGGAAACCUGUUAAUAUCUGCUCCAGCCCCACUGAAAGUAGAGACGUCACGAGUCUCCAGCUCUGCUUCACCACAGACAGAGACGGCUGAGAUGGCUGCUCCCCUGCUGCCGCUUCCAACUGAACUCAUUAGCACAGAUGAGGGUCACGAGUCCGACAUCGAGCAGAUCCUGGUGGAACCUGCUGGUGGAGAUCUGGUUGAGGAGGGAGAGGAGGAAGUGGAUAAGAAAGAGCAAGUUAAAGCGUCAGAAUCAGCUAAGGAAACUCGCAGCAGAACUUCCUCUGCAUCUUCAGAAGACUACAUCAUCAUCCUCCCUGAUUGCUUUGACACCACCCGUCCAUUAGGAGAGUCCAUGUACAGCUCAGCCCUGUCACAGCCUGGAGAAGAGCCUGCAGAGGGAGACAAACUAGAAUCAGUGGAGACCGCAGAGCUUCAGAGCUCCGUUGCUGCUGCUGCUGUUAGAGUGGAUGCUAAUGACAUGCUCUGUGCCUCCCAAACUCUGGACGCUGUGCCGCUUACCCCUGUGAUUGUAGUGGCACCCCGACCCUUAGUCAAAUCCUGCACAGAGACACAAGUGCAGACAGGUAAUGGAGCAGAGCAGCAGGAGGGGAGUGAUCCUACGGAGCCAGGAGAUAAGGAGACAGAUUCUGAGCCCAAUCAAUCUGACCCUGAGAACUCAUUAGCAUCUGCCAAGUCUGAAACAGAAGAGCUCAGGGCCAAUAGCAUCACUGGUGGAUUGGUGAAGGGUGCCCUGUCCGUGGCAGCAUCUGCCUAUAAAGCUCUUUUCACUGGUCAGACUGGGUCUGAGAAGCUGCCAGAAGAUGCAGCUUCUCAUGACGCCAUGAUGGCUGUGCUGGUAGAGAUGGGCUUUGGUGACCGAGCUCUAAAUCAACGUCUGCUGCAGAAACACAACCGAAACCUGCUGGAUGUGGUAAACGAACUGGUGCAGAUGACCGACAAUGACUGGUACACUACACGCUAUUAAGAUGCUGGUCAACUAUUUUGUUUCUCUUUUCUUUUCGUUUUCUUUUUUUUUUUGGUUUCUCUUUCUCUGUGCAAUCAGCAGCUCAUUCCAUGAUACAGACUCUUACGUUCCAUUUGGGUUGUAAAGAUAGUGUGUGUGAAUCUGUCUGCUCUUAAGUGUAAUGGAUAAUCAUUAGAGAAGCAGUUCAUCACCGUAAUAACUGUGUUUAAAGUUUGUUGUUAGUGGGCAUUAAUGUUUUCACAGAGAUGGUCAUGGGUAGCUAAUGAACACUAAUAGGUCAUUAUUAUUCCAAAACUAUCCAAGAAAUAUGUCAUGCUUUUAAUGAAUACUUGAUUUGAAAGAACAGUGUAUUUAACCACAAAUUAUUCUAAUAGUUAAAAAAGAAAAUUUCUGCAGUGUGACUGGAUAUUUUCCAUAUUUAAAGAGUUUUGUGUUCCCAGGUUUUGGAAAAGUGCAAUAGAUCUGGCUUUGUGUGGACUGUCUUAAUCAACAGCCAAGACCAAAUAGAGAAACUUUGAGGCUUCUUUAGAGUUAAAAGUAAUUAAUCAUCUUAGCAUUGGCACAAGAUGACAAAUUAUUCCUUACUGGAGAAGUCAAGGUUAAGUUUAGUGUGUCUUUAUUUUCUCUCAGUAAUUUUAAGCUAUUAUUGCUUGUAAUACUUUAUUAUUAUUAUUUUGAAGACCAUUGAUUCAUUUCUUAAAGGUAAACAAAAUAUGGCACAUACUGCACUUUGUGAAUGCAUUGCCAUUUACAUAUCUGAUAAACAUCAUGGCUUGAAGUAGCAAUGCAUUUGAAUAGUUAAAUGGAUUGAAACAGGCAGUGUAGAGUGUUUUAAUUUAUGCUUUAAAUGGUUAAAGACUGCAAAGGCAAUCAUGACAUAUUUAACUCCAAUUGUAAAUGUUGAGACCCAUAUAGUGUGAGACAAAAACGGCUUACUGUUCAUUCCAAAAAUCCAAUCAUGCAAAUGAUAUAUUUUGAUAAUUAAAUAGCUCUUGUAUUUAGUGAUGAAGAAUGUAUCUCGGCACUUUUCUUCAAUGGGAGAUUUUGAAGCUACCUACUGUCAAGAGAGUGGAAAGCAUUCCCUAUAAAUCAUUCAGCAUCUCCUGAUUUGCUCUCACAAGUGGUACAUCCAUAAUUUAACUGAACAAUCACCCACUUGUUUUUCUAGAGCUUGGGUUUAAUUAUAUGUUUUAGCACAUUCUUUUGGAAAGCUGUAGUUGGUCUUGUUGCUUGCAGCGAUCAGUGGAGGUUCUGGGUGAAAUUGUUUGGAUCAUGUCAUUGUCAAGCAUAAUCAGUGGAGACAGAUGCGCUUCACUCUGUGUUUGACGCCUGAACGGAGUAAUCAUAGUGUCUCUGCAUCUAAUGUACACAUCUGUCUGUAAUAAAUAUCCUAAUAAGUCUUA